AUGGCGGAGACACUGUUAGAGGACUGGUGCAAGGGCAUGGAUCUGGACCCCAGGAAGGCCCUGCUGAUCGUGGGCAUCCCCGUGGAGUGUAGUGAGGCUGAAAUGGAAGGGACCGUGAAGGCAGGCUUCAAGCCCCUGUGUGCGUACAGGGUGCUGGGCAGAACGUUCCUAAGGGAAGACAAUGCCAGGGCUGUCGUCAUCGAGUUGGCUGACACUGUCAAUUUUGUUACAAUCCCUAGUCAGAUACCAGGAAAUGGGGGCACCUGGGAAGUGCUGGUAAAACCCCGGAACCCAGAUGAACAAUUUAUCAGUAGACUGAAGUACUUCCUGAAAGAUGAGAGCCGGAGAGUGGUAGACGUGGCCAAAACCCUGGCCUACAGCACCUUGUCCACUGAGGACAUGGAGCUAGAGGGCUCGAGCCAAGUCUGACCAGCAGUUUUGCAGCCUCUGGAAGACAGCACGUGGUACCAAAAACCAAAAGUGUUUUCGGGAAGUGCUUUCCCAGGCCCACGCCAAGAGACCUUUGAAGUGUGGCUGGAGCAGGUCACUGACUUGAUGCAGAUGUGGCAAGUGUCUGAGGUGGAGAAGAGGUGGCGUCUGCUGGAGAGCUUACGCGGCUCUGCCCUGUCCAUCAUGCGGGUGCUCUGGGCCCACAAUGACUCUAUCACUGUGGAGCAGUGUCCGGACGCCCUGACGCAGAUCUUUGGGAAUAAAGAGGACUUUAGAAGCUCUCAGUUUAGGUUUCUUCAGACCUUUCAGAAAACUGGAGAGAAAGUCUCUGCUUACUUGCUAUGCUUAGAGCCCCUGCUGCAGAAAGCCGUGGAGCACAGCCCCUUAGAGCAGAGCACAGACAUGAUUCGCCUGAAAUGUUUUCUAUCUUGGGCCUGCAUGACCACCACCCUCUGGCACAAGCUCGAGCUCCUGGAUCAGUGAGACUGUCACCCCGCAUUUAUGGAGUUAAUGAAAGUCAUUCGAGAUGAAGAGGAG
Molecule: messenger RNA, 987 nt
Organism: Galeopterus variegatus (Sunda flying lemur)
Lineage: Eukaryota; Metazoa; Chordata; Mammalia; Dermoptera; Cynocephalidae
Product: paraneoplastic antigen-like protein 5
Exons: 1
Source: RefSeq, a predicted model, not a curated record